AUGGUCUGUGCCACGGGGCUCCAGAAAAUUUCCAACUGCAACCUUGAGAGCCGUCUCAGAGCUUUUGGGCCGAGUGAGCUCCGGGCAAACCACUCCGAUCAAUCUCGAAUUUCCGUCGCCCGCCGCCCGAUCCCUUUCGAAGCCAUGGCGAGCGUCCGCGCCCUGUCCCGACCGACCCGGGGUGUUUCCCUGUCUCAAAUAUCCCGGCAGACCUGUUCCAGACGAUGGGCUUCUUCAGCCGCCGCCGAGGCGCCUCUUGAGGACCUCGAGGACUCGGCUUUGGGGGCGCCGCCAUUGAGGGAGGAGGAGAAGAAGACGUUUAGACCUUGGAAGAGGCAAGCAGACAGGAAGUUUGCUUUGCCAAGUGGGAGAUACAACUACCACGCCCCCAAAUACGACCGCGGCCCCCUCCACCCGGUCCAACCCCUCCCCUCCUCGGAGCCCACAGCCCGCGACUUCGUCCCCGGCCCCUUCAACCUCCCCCGCCUACGACAGACGUACCUCUCCACCGUCGCCUCCGACAUCAUGACGCUAACCUACAACCACAUACCCCCCGGAACACCAAAGAAGGAAACACCCCAACGUCUUCGUGAAUGGGAUGAUUCCUCCCCCUACCACGCCAAUCGCUCCCUCCGCGCCCCCCGCGGCGCGCCGGUGUUGCCGCUGCUGGAGAGGGAUGUCAACUUUACGAAUAUACCCGAGAUCAAGGAAAUCACCCUCGCGGCGUACGUCCCUGCCGCGCUGCAGGACAUGGACAAUCUGCUUGUUGCCCGCGCGGCGCUGCUUGCUAUUACGGGGGUGCUGCCCGAGAUGACAAAGACACGGACUAAUGUCCAGCAGUGGAAGAUUCGGGCGGGGGAGUUUGCGGGGUGCAAGGUUACUGUUAGGGGGAAUGAGGCGUAUGAGUUUUUUGAUCGGUGUGUGAACUUGGUGUUUCCGAGGAUUAAGGACUGGAGGGGGAUUGAGGCUACGACGGGGGACAGCUCGGGGAAUUUGGCGUGGGGGUUUACGCCCGAGGAGCUGAAGCUGUUUCCGGAGAUGGAGGUCAAUUUGGGGAUGUAUCCGCCCAAGGUGAGUACUCGGGUCUCAGUUUAUGAUGAAGUGGUUGUGCUGACAAGAAAAAUAGAUGGUGCCUGGUUGCAGAGUGUACGUCAAGACUACGGCCACGUCGGAUAG
Podospora anserina S mat+ is the source of this 1176-nucleotide messenger RNA. RefSeq lists its product as uncharacterized. The transcript is spliced from 2 exons. Gene Ontology annotation, biological process: translation. NCBI's taxonomy places the organism in Eukaryota, Fungi, Ascomycota, Sordariomycetes, Sordariales, Podosporaceae. Bases 1 to 1176 code for a protein of 391 amino acids. Gene Ontology annotation, cellular component: cytosolic large ribosomal subunit; ribosome. Gene Ontology annotation, molecular function: RNA binding; structural constituent of ribosome. The record is from RefSeq and is a predicted model, not a curated record.